This is a messenger RNA of Caenorhabditis auriculariae, 3348 nucleotides long. The record is from the annotation of a GenBank genome assembly. NCBI's taxonomy places the organism in Eukaryota, Metazoa, Nematoda, Chromadorea, Rhabditida, Rhabditidae.
AUGCCGUUGGACUUCGUGGUAUCUUCAGUGGAGGGAGUUCCGAACCAAGACCGGUCUCUUCUCGUUUCAACUCCAUGGGUUUCGCAAAAGCGAGUUUUUAAAAACAUAUUCAAAAACAUAUACCAAGUUCUCUGAAAACUAUAUUUUCAUUAGCCUUUUUCUUAUCUUAUACACGCUUCGCAGUAUAAUCUGACUGUAAUCUCCAAACUUCUCCAGCGGCUCAGAAUAUCCGAUCGACGUGGAAUUGGUCCUUCGCAGGAAGGCCGAGGUUGAGAAGAUUGAGCUCAUUGCCCACAACAUCUACAUACGUAGCCGAAAACUUUCACUACUUAUAUUUGAUUUAUUUUUUCUUUCAGCGCGGAAGGUGGAAAUUCUUACAAAAACAUCGAACGCUGAACAUCUCAUUGGGUAGAUUUUAUAAAAACUAAAAAGCCCAUUCCUUUUUUCAGAGAAGUAGAGUUUCGCAAAAACAAAUCUUCUCCUGACAAAUUUGAAAUGAAAAAUAUUUUUUUGGAAGAAAAGUGCUCAAAGAUAUUGUUCCGAAUCGCCGAGGCUCACAUAAACGUCAAUGACAAUCCUCAAGUUCUGGUGAGAAAUUUCCGAUAGUAUGACUACAUUGAAUGCUUUCAGGUCGGCUUGGAAAGUGUCAAGUUGUACGGAAAAUUUCUGGCAGACUCUGGCUUGGAUCUUUUUGACGAGAAGCCUCAUAUCGAGUCGGCGUCGAAAUCUUUUUCUGCAGAGAUAGAAACAUUUAUCCAAGGAGUCAAAAAGAACAAGACGAGAUACGUGGCGAACGAAGACUUCAAAAUGGCAAAAGAGGCUCAAGUCGCGUUUGGACAACUGGUCAAGGCGAAAAAAGAAAUGGAAGAAUUGGAACGUGACAAACGGGAGGCCGUCGACGAGGAAGACUUUGAGAGAGCCGAAGAGUUGCAGCAAGAAAUCAAGGCUCUUCGAUCUAAUGUCUUGGCCGUCAUAGAUCCCCAACUGCUCGAUAACGCCCUGGUAAGUCUCAAAAUUGAAAACGAGCUCGAGAUUAUUUGUGCGAUUUUCAGGAAACCUCGGAGCCAUCACGACCAAAAAAUUUGUUCUCCACUGAAGAAAAAACGUUUCCGCCGCAGAAACCAAAACUGUUCACCCCAUUAGGUAUUCUAGAACUGACUCAUGUAGAAGAUAUCCAGAAAAGACCUCUCACCAACGCAAGUUCCUGCUGAUCCGGACCAUUCCUUCUUUUUCACUCCUCCUAGAAAGGCCGAAAGCUCGCAGGUAGGUCUUCGUCCUCACACGCACGAAUCACAUACUAUAUCACCCAAAGGUUAGUUAUAAUUCUUUUCAAAACUCCUUUCAAUUUUUUUCCAUAUUUUCUUGGUGGGGACAUGAGACCAAGAAGAGCAUCUGCUUGGGAUGUUGGCAGCCGUUCUUCGACGCCAACUUCGAGAAAUAACUCGAUGAGCCGCCGUCCUAGUGGCCGUUCAGUUGAUCCUCCAAGAGAAAGACCUCUUUCUACCUCAACUCAGCGUUCCACGUCUUCCAGAAGAGUUACCAAUAAAUUUUUGGAGAAGGAAAAUAUGAUUGUUCCUGCCGCUCUGAGGAGGUUCUCCACUGCUUUUUAUUAGUCAGAGGCUGAUAUAUUUGAAGAAGAAGCACAGCAGAAAAACCUCCAACCCCUUCAAAAACGUUUCUGAGAACAGACAUGACAGAAGACGAACUUCUUGCUUCGAUUCCUCCAAAAGAUCGUCCCAAUGUUCAUUCAUCGAUUGCGUCUUUUGGAAUUUCUACCGUAAAACACAAGAAGCUCCAAUUUAAAUGAAGCUUGCAAAUGUCAGAUGCGCAAAAUCUACUCGAAGAGUUGGGAAUCAAGAAAAGACGGCAUCUCGGAAGUCUACGAACGCCUUCAGAGAAUGACGACUUCUGAAGCUUCUGGAAAUUUUGAAUGCAUCAACUUUCUCAUGUCUCAUCUUCUGAAAGAUCCGCUCCUCAGUGUAUAUUAUCUGCUUCUUUCUAUUCGACUUUUUCGGUUUUGAGGUCUUCAAAGACGCCCUAUCGCUUCUCGCGUACGUGUGUGACGACUGGAUGCCGAGAGCCCAAUUGGAGAAGUUUUAUGGUAGACUUGCAACGGAAACCUACGACAUCCUCGCCCAGCGUGUGGCUCAGUCUUCCAAUGUCAGAGCAAAUCAGGAGAUUCUUGAACAUUCAUAAUUCAGGAUAAAAGAGCCAUCAAAAAAACCGUCGAGAUAUUCGAGCACAUUUGCAGACAGGAAGCUGUCAUUCUUUCAAAAGUACUCUUCAAUUAAAAACAACUUUCAGAUUUCGAAAGCGUAUUCGCAACGCCUUCUCAGUGGGAGCUCCGGUAAGAAAAAUAUGAAUUAAUGUGGAUGGUAUGAAAAAAACACCAGCGAAAAUUAAAACGGCGGCUUUUCCGAUUUUUUCAUAUCGCUAGGGAACUUUCCGACGGCCACCUUUCCGCCGAAAUCCUUUCCGACUUUUUGCCUUUAUAUUUUUCGAUUUAUAAAAACAUCUAUUAACAUUUUUUUCCUAUUUCGUUGUGUUUUAAUCAUGAAUAAACUGCCUACUUUAUAUAGGAAGAUUCAAAACGAAGAUUUUACCGAGAAAAAAAGUCGGAAAAAAAGAUUCGGCGGAAAGGUGGCCGUCGGAAAGUUCUCUAGCGAUAUGAAAAAAUCGGAAAAGUCGCCGUUUGAAUUUUCGCUGGUCUUUUUUUCAUACCACCUUAAUGUGAUUAAUUCAUAUGAUUCAAUUUUUUUUUGGUUUAGGAAAAAAUGAGCGUGGACGUGCCCUUCUGAUCGAAACUCUCGCACAAAAUUACUCAAUACCGAACAACUCAGCGUAAAUUUCAUCUAGAAUCUCGUUAAAAUGAUUUUAUCAGAGGUCUCCAAGAAAAACCACUAGCGAGCUUCGCGGCAAGAUGCAUCCGAAACCCCGACCAACAGGUGGAAAUAAUGUCAUUCAGCAGCUGGGAAUUUUAGAGAUGAGACGCUAGUUCUUUCAUUGAAUCUUCAAGAUUUGAAGUUACCCAAAAACGACUUUGCGGUUUAAACUAAAAAGAAAGUCUUUUUAACCACUUCUGGAAGCAUUCGUGGCAGAUAGCAAGUAUUAUCUCUAGUGAGAUCUCAAAACAAGAUCCAAACGACCUAUACUCAGGUUCGCAUGAUCGGGAAGCAACUUCUGCUGCGACUCUACGACGCAGGCUCCACAGACGCAGUCCGGCACGAGCUGCAGAAAUUCUCGAACGAAGACUCGAACAAUCCGACGUACCGACGUCUACUCGAUGAAAUUCACACGGCCAACGUCAGAAGCGGAAAGAUUAAGAAGAAAAUAUCUUUUAAGUUUUAA